Messenger RNA from Bursaphelenchus okinawaensis, 3311 nucleotides. Lineage: Eukaryota; Metazoa; Nematoda; Chromadorea; Rhabditida; Aphelenchoididae. The record is from the annotation of a GenBank genome assembly.
AUGACGUAAGUGAUUAAGUUGUCAAUGUUUCCACGUUUCUUUUUCGAUUGCUCGAAAGGUUUUUGUGAUAUUACACUAGACCUAUAACAAUGUUUUUGAUGCGUGUGAUGAAAAUGCUUUUUGUCCUUGUGGUUUGUAAAGUAAAAUUUAGUGUUGGGAGUGUAAUAUUUUUGGUAUUGGGGUCGAAAAUUAAGGAUGAAAUGAUUUAUUGGGGUUUCUGAACGUACUUUGAUGGUUUUGCAUUGGAAAUGAGGAUUUUAUGACAUUUUCUAUUAGAAAUGAAGGUUUUAUGACAUUUUACAUUAGAAGUGAAACUUUUAAUUUAAAAUAGAAAUUUUCAAAAUUUUAGGUAACAAAUGAACUUUUUGUUGUAAAUUUAAAAGCUAAUCUUAACCAUAAAAAUGUCUAAAGAUGACAUUUUCUGCCCAAAAGUUAAAACUAUGUUUUCACGUUCUCAUGACAAAAAAUGAAAGUCAUAUUGUUCAUGAUCCCACGUUGAAAUCUCCCUCCAAUCUCUAACUUAUCUAACCAGCCCUUAUUCUUUAAUUUCAGCUCGGUAAAUCAGACGCGCAAAACGCCCGCAGCUCAACGGCCCGCUGAGAAGCGUCGACGAAAUCAAAAGGAAACACCGGCGAAGUUUCCGCGCUCGCUGACCGCCACACCUCAGCAGAAGGAGGAACAGGAGAAGGAGGUGGUUGUGGAGGAUCAGCCCAAAGAAAGCGAAAGCGAAAAAGUCGACGAUGAGGAAACGGCGGAUGAGGUCACGGAUUGGUUCGCUGAGAACUGGAAACCCAAUUUUCGGUAAGAAUUUCGAUUUUGUUUCUUUUGUUUUUAGGCGGUUUAUGGAAGGAUUUGAGGAUGUUGAUGUUAAGUUUGGAUGGAAAGGAUGGUUAAUUUCUGUUCUUUUUAUAAAAUAUCAAAGAUUGAGAUUUUCACCUUAAAAACAUGAAUGAAAAAACUUUUUUUGUGCUUUCAUAGCUAGAGUUAUUUCUUCUUUUUCAGCUCAACUUUUCCCCUAAUCCACUCUCUCGAGCGCUCGAAAGUCCUAUCAGAGUAUCUUCACCUAAUCCAACGUUACCGAGCACGAGUAGACAAAGUAGAAGCUAGUCCAAAACGGCUACCAAACCCUCAAACACAAACUGUCGAGGAAUUGGAAAAAGAGUUGGAGAAAUGCGACGCCGAGAUCGACUUGCUGAACAAGAAAAGAGAGAACACCAACGAUCACAAGAAGGAACUCAUGGCCAGAUACAAGGCGUUGUAUCGUGAAGAAGAUGAGGAAAGAAAGCGGAAGGAAAUGAUGUCUCAAUGGGAUGCGUUCAGCACGCUGUUGGCUGGCAAUCCACAAGCGUUGAGUCAAGCUCAGAAUUUGAUGCUACAGCCUGGACUAAGUGGCAGUGAAAAUAAAGGAAAUCCGUUGGCUGGACUUAAAAAUGGCAGCUCUUUAUCAACUACACAGAGUCUACAAGGGAUAACUGGACCAUUAGGGGCGCUACAAGCCAAUGCCAUGAAUAAUAUUGCUCAAACGACAGCUCAAAGCAUAGUAAAUGCUCAGACAUUGGCUAGCCAAGCUAGCUUCUUGCAAAGUUUGACUAGUCAGGCUAAUUUAAGUAGCAAUUUGGCUGGAAUCACGUCGAGUAUGUCUGGAUUGCCAUCGAGCAUGAAUUUGGGGGCUAAUAUUGGCAUGAACUUAAGUUCAUCGGUUCAGAACAAUAUGAAUCUAAGUUCGUCAGUUCAAAAUAGCAUGAACUUGAGCUCUUCAGUUCAAAAUAAUAUGAAUUCAGUGCAGAACAGCCUAGGCCUACCUCAAGACUCGUUAAUAGGUCUAAAUGUAACUACAAGUCAACAUAUGCCUAGUCAAGCAGCUUCAUCUUCAACAUCAGUACCUACGCAAAUCAAGCCAGAGCCAUCUCAUCUACAAGAUAAUAAGCUCGGCUUUAGCGACGUCAAAGGUUCAAUAGGUCUAAGUGAUGUCAAACCGUCAGUAGGCUUGAAUGUAGCGCAAAAUUUGUCAAAUCAGCCAAGCUCAAGUCAGAAGCUGAAUCAGAAUCUACAAAAUCAAGCGAGUAUUGUGCAAGGAUUGGCCAAUGCAAAUGCUUUUAAUCGAAAUCUAACUCCAAGUACCAAUGAUUCACAAAGUAAUUCACCGUUUGUUCAGAAGAGUUACUCACCUGAUGCGCAGAGGAAGAAGAUGAGCAUAAAUCCGGCAUUGAACAAGUUCUACAGCUUGUUAUCAACGUUGGACCCGAAGGAUGGGAAUGCGGACAAUUUGACUGCUAAUUAUGUGAGAUUUUUCAAGUUUUUGAUUGGUUUUUAGGUAAUAAUGAGGAGUUAAAGGGGAUUUUUUUGAUCAAGAAGGCUUGAGAAUGGUGAAAGCUUGUUAAAGCUCUUAAAAAGGGCGUUUUGAAGCUAAAAAAAAGAUUUUUAAAAAAGAAAAUUCUGUUUAAAAUUUUUUGUUACCUAAAUUUAUUUUUUGAUACCUAAAAACCAACAUUUCAGCUCCUCCAACAACAACGUCAACAACAACAAACCAAUAGCCCGUUACGUCGCGACUAUUCCUCUCCAGUACAACAACAAGUUCGACAACAGCAAAAGCCUCAACUCCCCCAAUCGUCCUUUGCUACUCCAGCACAAACUAACCCAACCCUACAGGCUUUAAGCCAACUUCAACAGAAUCCGCUACAAUAUCAGAAUGUGAGAGGCUUUAACCCGUUGACUGGCCUACCUAAUCUACAAGGUUUGGCACCGAACACCAAUUUGCUACAAGAAUUUGCCAACUUACAACGGCUUCAACUGGCUCAACAGAUGCAGAAUCAGGCUAGUGCGGCGGACAUUUUGAAUGUAAGGGGUUUGUGGAUUUAUGGGCUUGUCAAGGCCUUAAUAAUUAGGGGUUUUAUAUCUAUAAAUGAAAAAUUUAAUUUUUACUAUUUUCUAGGCCGCUAGAAAUCGAAACUCACCUCUACAAACCUCCCAAAUGCAACCAAAAGUUGCCCAGAACAUUCAAGCUCAAAGGAAAGCGAGCACAAGUCAAUUCCCAACGACACAAAGCUCGGUAGCGUCGAGGAUUCAACAGCUACAGAACUCACAAGCACAACAAAGAAGCUCCACACCACAAUUCGCGGUACCAAACUUGCCUGGACAACCGAAAAUGCCACCACGACCACAUUCAUCGACUUCUAAGGGGAAUGGUAAUUUGUUUUUUGAAGUUUUUGGUUUUAGAGAUUUUAUGGAAUCAAGGAUAGAUAGUGAUAAUGAAACAAAGUAGGGACUAGUGUAAAUCCUAUAUAGGCCUUGUUAUAGAAGUUCUGGGAUAG